Molecule: messenger RNA, 2134 nt
Organism: Prorocentrum cordatum
Lineage: Eukaryota; Dinophyceae; Prorocentrales; Prorocentraceae
Source: the annotation of a GenBank genome assembly
CUGGCGCCUCCAUUCUGACAGCACCGCUUUCCACCCUCCCCAGACCGCUCCAAGAAGGCCCAAGAGGCCCCUCCGUGCCAUUUUGGCUCAAGCCGUGCGGAUCAAGUCCCACUCGGUUCACAGUCUUACCGUACCUUAUUUUUGCGCUAUUAGACAGAGUGUCAGCGUCGCCCCAAUGGCAAUCAAGUGUUGGCUCCCCGUGGUUCUCGGGCUGCGUAGAGUUUCUGGUCUGCAGCGGGCGACGAGCGUGCCAAACGGCAGUGCCGUGAGCGAUGAGGAGGCGGCGGCGGGGUUGAAUCGCAUCAGCAGCAACAUCAGCAACGGUGCCACUUGUGCUGUGACGAUGUAUCAGCAUGGCUGUGGCGGUGGCUUCUCUGCCACAUACGGGGUCGGUUCGCAUGGUUGGGUUGGCAGCAGCCAUAACGACCAGUAUUCAUCUCUGUACAUCCAUUCGGACGCCUGUCGCGUGGUGAUCUACGAGCACUCAAAUUUUUACGGCUGGGCUUGCUCCUACGAGGGCGUUGGUUGUCAUGGAGUGUGUGGCAACGAUCAAGUGAGCUCAUUGAGAGUGUAUGACACGUCGACGCCAUCUCCGACGCCAUACCCGACGCCGUACCCGACGCCAUACCCGACGCCGUACCCGACGCCGUACCCGACGCCGUACCCGACGCCGUACCCGACGCCAUACCCGACGCCAUACCCGACGCCGUACCCGACGGCCUUCCCCACGGCCUACCCGACGCCAUACCCGACGCCGUACCCGACGCCAUACCCGACGGCCUUCCCCACGGCCUACCCGACGCCAUACCCGACGCCGUACCCGACGCCGUACCCGACGCAGUAUCCGACGCCAUAUCCGACGGCGUACCCGACGGCCUUCCCCACGCCGUACCCGACGCCUUUCCCGACGUCCUUCCCGACGCCCAGCCCGACGCCUAGCCCGACGUAUCCUCCAGGAUGGCCGACGCCACAGCCGACGUUUCCUCCUGGAGCUCCCAUGGCGGGCGGAGCUGGCGGUGUGGCUGCCACUGGCGAUCCCCACCUGGCAAAUGUUCUGGGUCAGAGAUUCGAUCUGAUGAAGCCGGGCAACCAUGUUCUGAUCAACAUCCCUCGUGGAAGGUAUAAGAACGUUAUGCUUCGUGUAGAGGCUGAGGCGAUUCAAUUGGGUGGACACUGUGCUGACAUGUAUUUCCAAGACUUGAACGUGACGGGGUCGUGGGUGGAGGAGAGGCAUACCGGCGGUCUCCGAUUUCAAGCUCAGGCUGUGCCCGACGGAAGUCCCAAGUGGUUAAAGUUUGGGAAGGUACAAAUCAAAGUUGCGCAUGGACGCACGCAGCAGGGCACCACUUACUUGAACUUCUACGUCAAGCACCUUGGGCAUGCUGGAUUCGAUGUCGGAGGAUUGCUGGGAGAGGAUGACCAUCAGGAGGCAGCGACGCCCGCGGAGGAAUGUGUCCACCGUGCAUCGCUUCUUCAAGUAUCUGGUCUGAACGAGCACAGUGCGCGCCUCUUCUCCGUCGCAGAGGCAAGCUUUGCAUGAUGCGCCCUGGCGUCGUCUUGUUGUCGCCACUCCCUCCUCCACUGUUUCCCUCCCCCGUUCUCCUCCUCCUCCUCCUCCUCCUCCUCCUCCUCCUCCUCCUCUCCCUUGGGGCGGGUUGGUGCGUUGGCAAUAGUUUUCGCGUGAGGCUAUCGCAUGAGCCAGCUCGCACGUUCUGCUUGAUUCCACAUGGAUAUACAAGUAUUUAUCCGGGCGAAAGACCCAACCAUGCGCAAUUGUGAAUACCGCGUUGUGGAUACCGCUUUCGGUGGAGAUGCCUGUUGUAAGCGAUCCUUCCUUAUAGUGGAUUAUUCUAACAAGGAUUUCAUUUGUAACGGAUCGUCAAGAUUUUGUCCUUCAUAGGACGCGUUCCUGCGAUAUGCUUGCUCGGGGAGUCUUUCGUGACAUCGUGGUUGUUCAAGGGUCGUGCGGUCUUGUUUUCUGUGCAGCUCAAUCUGCUGCUAGUCGUGCGCGCUACAUUUUGGGCUUGCCGCCCGCGAUCGAAAGAGAGAGAGAGAGAGAGCGAUCCGCAUCCAGAAAUAGGGGUACCACAAACGAACCGCGACCAGCAUCAUCACGUUUGAAGGAAAACCGUCG